Messenger RNA from Porites lobata, 230 nucleotides. NCBI's taxonomy places the organism in Eukaryota, Metazoa, Cnidaria, Anthozoa, Scleractinia, Poritidae. The record is from the annotation of a GenBank genome assembly.
AUGAGCGAGUCAUUGAAUUUAGCAAAGGAAACUACCAUUUCCAAAUUGCUAGAGAUGGACUCGGCCUUAGACGCCAGUUUGAACGACUGGGACGAAGAGUUUUCCGCAGGAUCAAGCACAACACGUGCGGAGAAGCACAAAGGCUCGCUGUCAAAAGACGCAGAGCCCACUUCUGGGACUAAAGAUCCCCCAAAAUCACUUAAAUGUGAUGACAAGUUGCAAAAGAAGAG